This is a messenger RNA of Anopheles coustani, 2640 nucleotides long. It is a transcript of the gene Dpp10, whose product is annotated as dipeptidyl aminopeptidase-like protein 6. The record is from RefSeq and is a predicted model, not a curated record. The transcript has 16 exons. Lineage: Eukaryota; Metazoa; Arthropoda; Insecta; Diptera; Culicidae. The coding region runs from base 1 to 2640 and encodes 879 amino acids. Gene Ontology annotation, molecular function: serine-type peptidase activity; dipeptidyl-peptidase activity. Gene Ontology annotation, biological process: proteolysis.
AUGGAAUACUUUCGUGUCCAACACGAACAGGAUUUGAAGCUCGUCUCGGCCAAUCCGAACCAGCGCAACUGGCGAGGGAUUCUGAUUGCCUUGCUCGUAAUCAUCGUCGUGCUGGCCCUCAUCGUAACCUCCGUGGUACUUCUUACGCCACCGGACGAAGGACCUCGCGUGAAGGGCCAACGGAUACGAUUGCAGGACAUCAUCGAUGGCGAGUACGCGCCGAAGAAGCUGAACGGAAGCUGGAUUGGGCCCGACGAAUUCCUGUACCAAAACCACUGGGGAGAAAUAAGUUUACUCAGCAUGAAUAAUCUCUCGGAACGGGUGCUGAUGUCCAACACGACGCUGAAAACGCUCGCCCCAGUGAAGUUCUCCAUAUCAGCCGACCGGAGGUUCCUUUUGCUGGCCCAGAACGAGAAGAAGCUAUUCCGCCAUUCGUACCUCGCUCAGUACAGCGUUUACGAUAUCACCACAAGCGAAACGACCCCGCUGGCUAUUCGGCCGAAGGAAGAGGAAUGGCCGUUCCUGCUGCACGCCGAGUUCACUCCCAAAGGGCAAGCCAUCGUGUUGGUGUACAAGUACGAUAUCUACUACAAGCCGUCGGCCCAGGCACCGCAGACGUACCGGCUGACGAAGAACGCCAUUCCCGGGAUUGUCCACAACGGUGUGCCCGAUUGGCUGUACGAAGAGGAAAUCCUACACACCAACAAGGCCAUCUGGCUUUCCAACGAUGGCCACCUGAUGCUCUACACCACCUUCAACGACACGCUCGUCCAGGAGCAACAGUUCGCCUGGUACGGCACGCCGACCGGUGACAUCAAUCUCUACCCAGAAAUCCGCUCGCUUCGAUACCCGAAACCGGGCACACGCAACCCAACCGUCACGCUGAACGUGGCCGACCUGACGGACCCGAAGAGCAUCCGGAUGAACCUGCUGACGCCGCCACCGAUUCUGCUCAGCCAGGAGCAUUACUUCACGAGCGCAUCCUGGGUAUCGCCAUCGGAGGUCAGCGUCGUGUGGAUGAACCGCCCACAGAACCUUUCCGUCGUGACGCUCUGCAAAAGCCCGAUGUGGUACUGUCAAGAGACUCACCGGAUCAGCGGCGAUGGACGCGGCUGGGUCGACGAGAUGUCCGUACCGUUCUUCAGCCUUAAUGGCAGCUCGUACAUUGCCAUUUCACCGCUCCGAGAUGGCACCGCAGGACACUUUCGACAUCUGGUGCACGUGCACAUCGGCAAGAAGCGUAUCAUCCCGCUGACGCACGGUCGGUUUGAGGUGAGCAAAAUCCUCCACUGGGAUCAGGCGAAUAAUUUUGUGUACUAUCUCGGGAUUCCGGAGCACUCGCCCGCUCAGCAGCACCUCUACCGGGCGUCCUCGUUGCCCCCGAAGCAGGGAACAUCCCCACGGCCACCUCGGUGCCUGACCUGCACCCAUCAGCACGGUUCGCACGCACAUGUCACCAUAAAGGCGUCGAACCGAGUCCAGCAGCAAUGGAACGACGACUGGGAGGAUGUUGGAGAGGAGGAAGAGGAGUACGUCGAGGUGCCCCUGACCACACCGCCCUCGAAGCGGAAACGGAAGCCGACGGAACCGGGCACGGUGGCACCACCGCCGCCACCGACACCCUGCCAGUACUUCACGACCGUAUUCGCGCCCGGCAACAGUGAGUUUGCUUUGAUCGAGUGCCUCGGCCCGAUCGUGCCGUUCAGCGCCAUCUAUCGGAUCAUACCGGACACCACCAAGGCGCCGACUCAGGUGCUCUACUACCUGCAAAACAACACGGCACUGGCCGAUCGCGUCGGUAAGGUGGCGCUCCCGCAGGUUAAGUCCUUCCCGGUGAUGAUCUCCGGUGGCUAUCACGCUCAGGUGCGCAUGUUUCUGCCACCGGGACUGCGCGAGGACGAAAUCACACGCUAUCCGAUGAUCGUGCACGUAUACUCCGGCCCAGGAACGCAGCUGGUGACGGACAAGUGGCGCAUGGACUGGAACACAUAUCUGGCCGGCACGAAGGACUACAUCGUGACGCAGAUCGAUGGCCGAGGUUCGAGUGGCCAGGGCUACCAGCUGCUACACGAGGUCUACCGAAGGCUCGGCACGGUCGAGGUGUCCGAUCAGCUCGAGGUCGCCGAGUACCUGCGCGAUAGUUUGCACUUUGUGGACAAACGGCGCGUGGGUAUUUGGGGCUGGAGUUACGGUGGCUAUACGGCGGCGUUGGCUAUGGCGAGCCCUACCAGCUUGUUCCAGUGCGGCAUUAGCGUCGCCCCGGUGACCAACUGGAAGCUUUAUGAUUCGACCUACACCGAACGCUUUAUGGGCAUGCCGAAUGUGACCGACAACUACAAGGGCUACGAGGACAGCGAUCUCUCGAAGCAUGCCGAAAAGCUGCGGGACAAGCAAUUCCUCAUGGUUCACGGCACGGCGGACGAUAAUGUGCACUUCCAGCAGAGUGUGGUCUUCUCGAAAGCGCUCUCCAGCAAGGGCGCACUGUUCAAGCAGCUGAUUUACCCGGACGAGGGCCACAAUCUGGCCGGCGUCAAGAAGCACCUCUACCGGUCGAUGACGCUCUUCUUCGAGGACUGCUUCCGAAAGCUGGUACCACAAGACGUGAAGGCCGGCCUGGGAAACGGUGGUUCCAGUGAUUAA